This is a messenger RNA of Lutra lutra (Eurasian river otter), 622 nucleotides long. RefSeq names its product translation initiation factor IF-2-like. The record is from RefSeq and is a predicted model, not a curated record. NCBI's taxonomy places the organism in Eukaryota, Metazoa, Chordata, Mammalia, Carnivora, Mustelidae. Bases 216 to 602 code for a protein of 128 amino acids. The transcript is spliced from 2 exons.
UUAUCCGCAAGUCACUUCUGAGGCGACUCCCUAAAGAUGUGCAGUUACUCUGUGUUUUGGAGCUGCUUCGGAAGCCGUUGCCCACGUCCGCUCAUCGUGACUUUGACAAUUUGGGGUACACUUUGCGAAAGGCCUAGUUUUGUCAGAAGACUUCCCUCCCCACGCCCUCUCCCUUCCACUCGAAGACAGUCACCCGGGUCGGCGGUGGCCAGGACAUGGGGUCACCAGUCCUACGUUUUGUCUUCGUGAAGGUGAUUCUCCGGAGGAGACAGUCUCUGAAUCCCAGUGGGGAGAGAAAAACAACACAAAAGCCAGACCCACCGACGUGGGCUCUGCCUGCUCCCCGGAGGGUUCGCCUUCCCGCGGCGCCAGCCGCCCCACCCUCCGUCGCCGGCUGGAAUGAAAUAAAGACGCCGCUGCUGUCGCUAACCCCGACACAGGCUCCAGCCGCCCGGCCAGCGACCUCCCCUCUGCCAUCAGCUGCCUUUGGAGUCUCGGCCCUGAGACUCGUAGGCGGUCCCCGGGGAAACCGCCCGCGCGCACCGCGCGCUCCCGGCAGCACCUCCCGGCCCAGGCGGCGGUCUCCUCCGCAGCUAUUAUGAAUAAUGCUGCUAUGGGCAUA